Molecule: messenger RNA, 1822 nt
Organism: Chanos chanos (milkfish)
Lineage: Eukaryota; Metazoa; Chordata; Actinopteri; Gonorynchiformes; Chanidae
Gene: leprotl1
Product: leptin receptor overlapping transcript like 1
Exons: 4
Coding region: 1-396 (131 amino acids)
Biological process (GO): negative regulation of growth hormone receptor signaling pathway; late endosome to vacuole transport via multivesicular body sorting pathway
Cellular component (GO): endosome
Source: RefSeq, a predicted model, not a curated record
AUGGCUGGUAUAAAAGCUCUGAUUAGCCUUUCCUUUGGAGGAGCCAUUGGCCUUAUGUUUCUGAUGUUGGGCUGUGCUUUGCCAGUCUAUAAUGAAUACUGGCCUCUGUUCUUACUGUUUUUCUACAUCCUGUGUCCCAUCCCGUAUUGCAUCUCGCGGCGGGUGGUGGAUGACACAGACUCGGCUAGUAAUGCCUGUAAAGAAUUGGCGAUAUUCCUUACCACUGGAAUUGUGGUGUCAGCCUUUGGCCUGCCUAUCAUCUUUGCCCGUGCAAGCGUGAUCCAGUGGGGGGCCUGUGCACUUGUCCUAACAGGAAAUGUUGUCAUAUUUGCCACCAUUUUGGGAUUCUUUGUGGUCUUUGGCUCAAACGACGACUUCAGUUGGCAGCAGUGGUAAACGGGAGUGGCUCAGCUUGCAUCUGAACUGUUUUUAUUACUUGCAUCAUUACUAUGACUAUUGUUAUUGUUACUAUUAUUAUUGUUGUCGUUGGUGUUAUUUAUAAGACCGCCCAUCCAUAGUCGCAGAAAAUCGGUGCAAUAAUCUGUUUAACUGUCAUGAAAAGUGUCAAACUGACUUCAGAAGGACUCUUAUACGAAAGUCUAUUUUUUAAUUUAUUUAUGUUCAAUAUUUUGCUCUAUCGUUUUCAUUUCAUUUUUAAGCUUUCUGUGUGUUCAGGUGGAACACAGUCAAGAUUAGGCUUUUGCACUGUUACAUGAGAGUACUCUUAACACUCACAGUGGACAUAAUGGAUUGACAAACCCUAAGAAAAAUGCUAUUCUGGUCACAACAGUAUGUGGCUUCAGCUUCAGAGGGGGUUCUCUGUAACUCAAAAUGAGUUUGCACUGUAGCGUAAUGAGCAAAAGCAGAUAAAAAUGAAUCAAAUUAUCUCUGGUCUCCCACUUUCUCACUGCUGGCUGUAUAAGAAGCAUGCAGUCAUUGCUGAAUCGCUCCAUAUGACUAAUUGGCUGUUGAGUAGAGUAAAACAGUGCUUUCUCUCCUACAGUAAGACAUAAAUGAGAAUAUUACAAACUGGCUUUAAUAUUGUGUUUGAGGACACAUUUAGAAAAUCAGCAUCUAUGAUCCUGAAAUGCUGAUAUCGGAAGACAUAGGUAUGCUCCAUAUUAUUUUAUAUACAGAUUUCAUUUAUCAAUGUCGAACACACUGUAUACGUUCACCCUCCCAGGAUGGAAGAUCUUAGCUCGUCGCUGUAGAAAAUCAUUGCAGGUUCUGUACUUUGUAAUGUGUCCUAUAUUUGCAUACGCAAAUAGGUCUGUGAGAGGUCACGCAUUCACUCCACGAACCUCCGCUGAAAACCGUAUACUGGUGGAAGCUCUGCCUCUCUGCUACGUCGAUGGAUUAAUGCUGGUGUUCUCUAGCCAUCGUUUCUCAACUACUUCUACCUUUUGCACACUUCUCAAACCUUAUCAUGUCAGACAGUACACCAUUCUCUUGGCUGCAGACAGCAAGUAAUAACACAAUGAUCCAAUUGUUCUAAAUGUCCUUUCUUUCAAUGAAAUUUGAUGAUUUCAUGAAGUUUAUUGUUUUUCUUUUAUUUUAAGAGAAGUUUCAGGCAUUUGAUAUUUUUAGGGAUUGUUUUUACUACGGCACAGCUGACGUUUUGCCUGCCUGCUGGCUCCCCAGUGUGCUAUGGUACGCUUGUUUUCGGAAGUGCUGCUUCGGUGAUCUACAGUGUCUGGUUUUGGCCUAGUUCCUAGUCGCCUUAGUCUCUCUUCUUCUUUUUUUUUCUUUUCUUUUUUUUUUUUUACAUCAUCUGCACUUCUCUGGAAGUGAAAGACACACAAAUGUGUCAGAACCUUUCUGA